Molecule: messenger RNA, 639 nt
Organism: Mycena indigotica
Lineage: Eukaryota; Fungi; Basidiomycota; Agaricomycetes; Agaricales; Mycenaceae
Product: CS domain-containing protein
Exons: 5
Coding region: 1-639 (212 amino acids)
Biological process (GO): protein folding; chaperone-mediated protein complex assembly
Cellular component (GO): cytosol; nucleus
Molecular function (GO): Hsp90 protein binding; protein-folding chaperone binding
Source: RefSeq, a predicted model, not a curated record
AUGGCUGUUGUACACCCUGAAGUUCUGUGGGCCCAGCGCAGCUCUGAGUCAGACGAGACCAAGAACAUCGUCUACCUGACCGUCAACCUGCCAGACAUCGUGGAGUCUUCGCUCCAAUACAACCUCGAGCCUACAAAAAUCUCGUUCAAGGCCACGUCCGGCAACGACAAGACGGGAUCCACAAAAGAGUACGCCUUCGAACUGGACCUCUUCGCCGAGGUCGUACCAGAGAAAUCAGGAAAACGAUUGACCACACGUUCAUUUGCGCUCGUUCUUCGCAAAAAGGAACAGCAGGCAGAAUACUGGCCACGGCUGACCAAGGAGAAGGUCAAGAACGCGUACAUCAAGACCGAUUUCUCGAAAUGGGUCGAUGAGGACGAGCAAGACGGUGAGGUUGUCAAGGAGGAUGAUGACUUCGACAUGAACGCGCUGGGAGGCGGUAUGCCGGGUGGUAUGGGUCUUCCUGGUGGUGAUAUGGGUAUGCCCAGUGGAGGUAUGGGGGGCCUUGGAGGUCUGGACUUCGAAAAGGCAAGCAAACCAUAUCUCAUCGAGAUGGGCAAGAGUGGUGCCCCCGCUGGAGGCGACGACGGCGAGGACUCUGACGACGACGAUGGCCCGCCCCCGCUUGAGGAAGCAUGA